UCAAUUGGGUCGCUAUAUAAACGUAUGAGCUGGUUAUCUAGUCGACGUAUUCGCGCAAACAACGUCGUGCAAACGACAUUGAAAGACGCUGAGCUAUUGUAAUUUUCUCACGUCGAAGUCGUUCUUCCAACAUGUCAGCUGUUCUCUGUCUUACUCUUUUCAUGAUGUUGCUGGACGGGUCAAAAUUAUACUCGGAGGCGACACACGGACAUGAUCAUGGACAUGGACAUGGACAUGAACAUGGACAGUGUCGCGAUAAAGAUCAAGGUGUACAGGAACAAAAAGUCAACGUCGAUGGAGUGGAUAUCAAUUAUGUGCGCACUGGGACUGGCGAUCAUCCAGUUUUGCUUCUACCCGGUGCCAUGGGUUGGAGUUGGUACAACUUCGGGCCACAAAUAGAGGGUCUCGACAAAAAUAAGUUCACCAUAAUCGCUUGGGAUCCACCAGGCUACGGGAAGUCCAGACCCCCUAGCAGGACGUAUCCAGUAAACCUGUAUGCCCGCGACGCCUCUUGGGCCCGUAAUUUAAUGAAAACCUUGGGCUUCGAGAGGUUCUCGUUGGUAGGAUGGAGCGAAGGUGGUGUUACUGCCCUAACACUCGCUGGUGACUACCCCCAAAACGUCAGGAAGCUAAUAGCCACCUCGGCGCAAGCCUACAUGACUUCUCAGGAGAAAGACAUACUCAAACUGUUCAGAAAUAUCGACACUUUACCAGCAGCCUUACGAGAUCCACUGGUAGCGUAUUACGGGGAAGAUUACUUUAGAACCAUGUGGGCUAAUUACGUCGACGGACUUGAGAAUAUUUAUGUACAGCGAAAUGGUAGCUUGUGCAAGGAGACACUACCGAAAAUCACAGCACCCACUUUGAUCGUUCAUGGUAGGAACGACACUGGUGUCCCAUUGUAUCACCCAAUUUAUUUGAAAGACAACAUUCGAGGAGCGAGGUUGAAGAUAAUGGAGAACGCAACUCACCCGGUUCAACUGGAAUAUCCACAAGAAUUCAAUGCUAUAGUUACCAACUUUUUAACGGAAGGAAUCGUGACAUAAUACCAUGAAUCUUUAUCUAUUUAUACGAGAAUCUAUCUACGCGAGGAGUUUGCAACUGGGGUCAAGGCGGGUCCCACUCGUCCAGGGGCAAACUUUUCCACGCGACUAUCACGGACGUUGUAUUCUUCUGUAUGUUGUAUUGGCGACAUUCUUUAGAUAGUUUAUUCCAAUCAUUCCUGUUACUAAAUUUUGUAUGUUUGUCUUGGAGAUGAAUAAAGACUUUAUGCGAAUUAAG
Hylaeus volcanicus is the source of this 1281-nucleotide messenger RNA. Its product is annotated as valacyclovir hydrolase-like. The coding region runs from base 132 to 1046 and encodes 304 amino acids. NCBI's taxonomy places the organism in Eukaryota, Metazoa, Arthropoda, Insecta, Hymenoptera, Colletidae. The record is from RefSeq and is a predicted model, not a curated record. The transcript is spliced from 5 exons.